AUGUUUCUCGACUUUAUAACCACCUUUGACAAGUCCACCCAGGCAUCCCCGUGGUUGGACGCAAUCAACCUCGCGUCAAUAGGACUCAGUCUCGUCCCUCACUUGUCCAUGAUCGUCGGCAUCGCAAUCCAGGUCUCCGUCAUGGCUGCCAAAGACGUCCAGAACAGAGCCAGGACGAACUCGUUCCUAGACAAGGCGCACGUCUUCACGCCUCGUGGCCUCUACUGCACCAUCAUGACCUACAGCCCCGAACAAGAUGACCGAGACGACAACAACAACAGCCGCCGUCUGGCUGGCGCAGCAAAUGUGUCGGCGGCGAUUGCGUCCAAAGCGAGCAGCAGCACGAGUCUGCAAGCACAGUUUCCGUGA
Molecule: messenger RNA, 369 nt
Organism: Metarhizium acridum CQMa 102
Lineage: Eukaryota; Fungi; Ascomycota; Sordariomycetes; Hypocreales; Clavicipitaceae
Source: RefSeq, a predicted model, not a curated record